Alternaria rosae is the source of this 1638-nucleotide messenger RNA. RefSeq lists its product as uncharacterized. Lineage: Eukaryota; Fungi; Ascomycota; Dothideomycetes; Pleosporales; Pleosporaceae. The transcript has 2 exons. The record is from RefSeq and is a predicted model, not a curated record. Bases 351 to 1568 code for a protein of 405 amino acids.
AAUGUGACAGCGUGGCAGACCAGUUGACCGAGUCCAGGGCUGCAUGAGCCAUGCAGGAACAAGCCGCUCCGUUCACCUUACUUUCACUAGCUAUGACUCCUUUUUGCCCCGUCUUUACUCCCCGUGAGUGAAAGACUCAGCAAGUCAACAGCGCAUCAAAGGGACAAAGACUAUACCUUGGCCUGCCGCAUGGGGAAUCGAGUAGCCUCACCCUCACCUUCACUUCACCGCGACUUCGCAUAUCGACUGCAACCCCCCCACCACGCUCCUUAUACGUCACACUCACGACGACGUGACGGGGACACUUCUUUUACGCGACUAUACUCAACCGCUUCCACCUACCGCUUACCAUGGCGUUUCUUCGCGGAGUGUCCGACUGCUUCUGGAACUAUGUCAGUCCGCGCAAGACACAACAACGCCGGGAAAAGCCGUAUGCCUUCAAGUUGCCCGCGCUCCCCACUCGAACCGCUGCUCUGUCAAAACACACCACGCCGCCGCCUACACGAGACAUGAGCCCCGAGGCGCACGUCAAGACCCGAGGACUCAGCACACCAAGGACUCACCACGAUAUCGAUGCGACGCUGCUACCGCCCUCCCCACCAGCUUCGGCCAUGUCCUCCAAGGAUCUAGAAGGAGAUACCCGGGUCGCGCAUUCGCCCGCCGCACUCGCGAGAGAUCACGACACCGAUGGCUCUUCGGCCGACCUGUGGGAUGCGAACGAAGAGACCAUGGUCGUUGAUGAUGGCACUUACAUGGUUGUACAGAAGAAAGUCAAUCACGAUCAGGAGCGGUACAGACAAGAUCAACAAGCUCGGGAGCUGCGCGACGCUGGUUGGUCUGAAGAUGCGGUCUUUCUUUUCCAGAAACUGGGCAUGCGCGGCUUUGAGCCACUGAUGCCUAUUAGCUGGAUCGAUGAUCUUGAGACUGUCCCGGCAGACCUCUUCACCGAGAAUAUCGACAAGGCAUUCAUCAAGCCAGCCUGCGGGACUGAUUACAGUGCGCAACAUGCUCUCGAGAAGCUGUUCGAUCUGGGCGGUGUCGCUCGCGACGCCUGGCAGACGCGGACAAAGCGCGCCCCUCAUUUCCAGAUCGGCAAGGCUGUCAAGGCAUACACAAAAUGGGCUAUGAAGGACGGUAGAGUCGAGCAUCUCUGGUCCCAGCUCCCCCUAUUCCAGACCGUCACCUUCUCGAGACAUGUGCACCCGGCCGUCGGAGAGCGCAAGAUGAUCGAGAAGCUCGGUCGGCUACACGAGCUAUGGCACGACGCUCUGCAGAUCGACGAGGCAGUAGCCCGUGGAGAUGCUGUUGUACCCGAAGUUCCGACCCUCUAUGGUAUCACUGCCACGCACACUGUCAUGGCGUUCGUGAGCUAUGCCCCGCCGACCUUGAAGAACGAGCAACCUUCACUGCGUUUACUCGCCAUGUACGACUUCAUGCAGGAAGGCUGUGAUGUCUGGAAUUCACUCGCCAUCUCCAUCUUCAUCAUCCACGCGAGGAACAGAAUGAUGCAGCUGAAGGAGUGGCUUCCAGAGCCGGAAGUAUCAACCGGCGAAGACCCUGAUCUUUGAACGACAAACACGAAACGAAGACAUACAACACACGAAAAUGGAUGAAAGAGAUGACAAACUACGUAAUGAA